CUCUCAGAUCUCCAGUAGUGCGCAUGCGCUUCAGAUGCGUUUUGCUGCGGUCACCUGCUGCUGCUGCUGGGGCUACAGACACGACCUACAACUGUGCCCCAGUUACCUUGCAAAAAGCUACAGCACUCAAACCUGUCCGGAGACAGGACAGCGUCUGGCGUAAACGGCAGGCUAUAUCAUUUACAACAGAGGGCGGUGCUGAUGUGAUGCUGGAGCAACAGGCUGCGGAACACUGAGCCUCCCAUGGCUGUUAGCACCAUGGACUCUGAGUCAUCCCGGACACCUCAGCCUGACCUGGCUAAAGGAGGCCGCUCCCUGCUGCUUGCUGGAUCUCUGAGUUCCAUGCUGGGCACUCGAGGGAAGCACUACGUCUGCGGCUCCAUUGCAGCGUUUACUAACAUCGUGGUGACUUUCCCCAUCCAGAAGGUGCUGUUCCGCCAGCAGCUGCACGGCGUGUUGGCCACUGAGGCGGUGCGGCAGCUCCAGAGGGAUGGGCUGAGGAAUCUCUACCGGGGCCUGCUGCCCCCACUGCUCCAGAAGAGCACUACGGUGGCCAUCAUGUUUGGCCUGUACGAGGACUUCUCAAGGGUCUUACUAGACUGUGCCGCUGGCAGCGGUGUGCCGCAGCUGGUCACUCGGAGCUUUGCCGCGGCGUUGGCAGGAACAACGGAGGCUAUCCUGAUGCCGUUUGAGCGUGUGCAGACGCUCCUACAAGACCAUCGGCACCACGGGCGCUUCAACAACACAGUCCACACCUUCCGGACACUUCUGACCGAGUACGGUGUCAAAGAGUGCUACCGCGGCCUGGUGCCCAUAAUUCUCCGUAAUGGCCCGAGCAACGUGCUCUUCUUCGGGCUACGCGGGCCCAUUAAGGAGCAGCUCCCAGAAGUCACUAGCCGGUCCGGUCACGUGAUUAAUGAUUUUGUGUGUGGGGGUGUGCUGGGGGCAGGCCUCGGCAUCAUGUUCUACCCAUUAAAUGUGGUUAAGUCCCGGGCUCAGUCUCAGGUAGGCGGAGCCUUCCAGCCUUGCAGGGAGGUGCUGCUAACAGUGUGGAGAGAAAGGGGCGGCAGUGUGGCCAUGCUCUUCAGAGGGGCCCACCUCAACUACCACCGCUCACUCAUCUCCUGGGGAAUCAUCAAUGCCACCUAUGAACUGCUGCUGAAGCUCAUGUAAGAGGGGGGUUGGAGAUCUAGAGAGGAAGAGAAAGCAUUUAAAGGGAAAAGCCUGCUUGGAGUGAUGGAGCCGGUUUGUUGAGGAGAAAGGAAGUCAUAAAGUAAAGCUGAUGUACUUGCUGAAAUUGCACUUCUGACAGGGGCCAACAGUCAGUUUGAGAUAACCCACAUGUCAUGACUAUUUACUGUUCAAAAUAUUAUAAACGAGACGCACGCUUUAGCCUAUACACAACGUUUGCCAGGGUCCAAUUGAAAUGCCCUUGUUUGCUCUCUGUACAAAAUAGUUUUGGAGCAAACUGAACUCCAGUGCUUUUUUUUUUCCACACAGUUUCAAGCAAACGUUACUUGACUGGAUUAACUGUGUCUUCGUUCGUGCCGUGUGCUGUGGUGUUUUGUAGACAACAUCCGUCUGUUCGUUUGACCAAGAGCAUUUCCUCUGUGAGGCUGUAUUCUGCCACUUGACUGAAACUCUUUUGUACUUUUGACUAUUUCAAUUCUCAAGGAGUGUGUACUGACUUGAGUGUUGGCCGGUUUGUUUCUCAUCAUGCUCCAUCACCACCAAUUCGGCCUUUAUGUUUGUGAGAUCAGAAGGC
Messenger RNA from Anarrhichthys ocellatus (wolf-eel), 1765 nucleotides. Its product is annotated as solute carrier family 25 member 51. Gene Ontology annotation, cellular component: mitochondrion. The transcript has 2 exons. Gene Ontology annotation, biological process: mitochondrial NAD transmembrane transport. The record is from RefSeq and is a predicted model, not a curated record. Gene Ontology annotation, molecular function: NAD transmembrane transporter activity. NCBI's taxonomy places the organism in Eukaryota, Metazoa, Chordata, Actinopteri, Perciformes, Anarhichadidae. The coding region runs from base 244 to 1173 and encodes 309 amino acids.